AUGUCCCACGAGAGCUUACCUGUUUUUGAUACCAUUGCGUUAGCUGAAGUAUUGUACGAUGGAGGUACAUUCAAGGGUGAACUCUGUGUUAGCCAAGAGGCUAUGGAACGUUUUGAGGGUAACCUUCUUUAUGAUAAGGAAGGGAUUGGUCUCAAAGAGGAAGUUGAUCAUGGACAUGAAUCUCAUGAUGAAGAGAGGGAAGCUCUUGAGGAAGUCUUUAAGCAACCUCAUGUCCCUCCACCACCACCACCACCACCACCCCCACUCAAAGGAUUUGGCACGCGGUAG
Messenger RNA from Dovyalis caffra, 288 nucleotides. Lineage: Eukaryota; Viridiplantae; Streptophyta; Magnoliopsida; Malpighiales; Salicaceae. The record is from the annotation of a GenBank genome assembly.